Telopea speciosissima is the source of this 3093-nucleotide messenger RNA. Its product is annotated as kinesin-like protein KIN-13A. The record is from RefSeq and is a predicted model, not a curated record. Gene Ontology annotation, biological process: microtubule-based movement. The transcript has 13 exons. Gene Ontology annotation, molecular function: microtubule motor activity; ATP binding; microtubule binding. Bases 169 to 2625 code for a protein of 818 amino acids. NCBI's taxonomy places the organism in Eukaryota, Viridiplantae, Streptophyta, Magnoliopsida, Proteales, Proteaceae.
GCAUUUCGGUCUCUUAGAUUUGAAUUCUCUUCGAUUGCAGAUCCAGUGGCCUUGAAUCUCGAUUGGUGAGGAACCACGUUAAUGUUUUUCUUGAUCUUCGAAUUUUCCCCGCAUUUGGUUGUCUAUAAAGUGUGAAAAUUGGCUCCUCAACGCCGCUCGCAGCGCCACAUGGGUGGCCAGAUGCAACAGAGCAAUGCCGCUGCUGCUGCGGCUGCUCUGUAUGAUCAUCCUGGGGGGACGUCUCUGCAUAAUGCAGGGCCUGCAAGCGAUGCCGGCGAUGCAGUCAUGGCACGGUGGCUCCAGUCUGCAGGAUUGCAGCAUCUGGCCUCCCCUUUGGCGUCGACUGGCAUUGACCAUCGUCUUCUCCCCAACCUCCUCAUGCAGGGUUAUGGAGCACAAUCUGCUGAAGAAAAGCAGAAGCUUUUUAAAUUAUUCCGGAACCUCAACUUGAAUGGGGAGUCUGGUUCUGAACCAUAUACCCCUACUGCUCAAAGCUCAGGAGUGGCUGCUGUGACAGAAGGUUUCUAUUCCCCUGAACUUGGAGGUGAUUUUGGAGCUGGCCUUUUGGAUCUUCAUGCUAUGGAUGAUACCGAGCUUCUUUCUGAGCAUGUUAUGUCAGAUUCCUUUGAGCCUUCGCCUUUCAUGCCCACUGUCGCAAAGGGGUUUGAUGAUGACUUCGAUGCAAAUAGUAGUAGGCAACAGAGAGUGCAAACAGAUGCCUCAACUAGACUACCAACAAACGAAAAAGAGGCUAGCACAAAAGAGAGCAAUGUGGCUAAGAUUAAAGUUGUGGUGCGGAAAAGACCUUUAAACAAGAAGGAGCUUUCAAGGAAGGAGGAUGAUAUUGUAACAGUAUAUGAUAGUGCGUACUUAACCGUUCACGAACCAAAAUUGAAGGUGGACUUGACUGCAUACGUGGAGAAGCAUGAAUUUUGUUUCGAUGCUGUUCUAGAUGAACAGGUUACCAAUGAUGAGGUGUAUCGUGUAACUGUAGAGCCGAUUAUUCCUACCAUAUUCCAGAGAACGAAAGCAACAUGCUUUGCAUACGGGCAGACAGGUAGUGGCAAGACAUUCACCAUGCAACCUCUGCCUUUGAGAGCAGCAGAAGAUAUUGUUAGAUUGUUGCAUCAGCCAACAUACUAUAAUCAAAGAUUUAAAUUGUGGCUUAGCUAUUUUGAGAUAUAUGGAGGGAAACUCUUCGAUCUGCUCAGUGAUAGAAGGAAACUUUGUAUGAGAGAAGAUGGCCGGCAACAAGUUUGCAUUGUUGGACUGCAGGAAUUUGAGGUCUCGGAUGUUCAAAUUGUUAAGGAAUACAUUGAGAAAGGAAAUGCAGCAAGAAGUACAGGAUCUACUGGUGCGAAUGAGGAAUCUUCAAGAUCUCAUGCUAUUUUACAACUUGCCAUUAAGAAGCACCGUGAGAUAAAUGGAUCCAAAAGGCUGAACGAUGUUGAUGAGUCCAAGGGUGGGAAGGUUAUUGGGAAGAUAUCUUUUAUUGAUCUUGCUGGUAGUGAACGAGGUGCUGACACUACUGACAAUGACAGACAAACAAGGAUUGAGGGAGCAGAAAUUAACAAAAGCCUUUUGGCCCUCAAGGAGUGUAUCCGUGCACUUGACAAUGAUCAGAUUCAUAUCCCAUUUCGUGGGAGUAAACUCACUGAGGUGCUCCGCGAUUCUUUCGUUGGAAAUUCUAGGACUGUUAUGAUCUCCUGCAUUUCUCCAAAUGCAGGUUCCUGUGAGCAUACUCUCAAUACAUUGCGAUAUGCAGACAGAGUUAAAAGUCUUUCUAAGAGUGGGAAUGCAAAGAAGGAUCAGGGUGCAGGUUCAUUACUGCCAACAAGUAAGGAAUCUUCAUCAGCAUCAUCUUUGGCUGUUGCUGUUGAGCCUGAGGAUGUUUAUAGCCAGACUCAAGAAAUGAAAAUGGUGGAUAUGGGUAAAAGGAUUCCAGAGAAAGAAAACUACUCUCACAAUUCUGGUGCUGAUUUUGAGAGACAAUCAUCUUGUUUGCCAUCGAAUUAUCCCUCUAGUGGAAGGGAGGAACCUAGGGUGGUUUCAGGCUCCUUAGAAAAGGAGAGGACCAACAUCAGAUCUGCUUUUGGUGGUUCUAAUAGCCAGAAACCAUAUUCUUCUGCCCAAAACUCAAACGAUAUGGUGGAGGAGAAAGUACAAAAGGUAUCUCCACCUCGCAGGAAAGUUAAUAGGGAAGAAAAAUCAGAGAAACAAGGAAACUGGACUAAAAAGGAUAGUGGGGGACCGGACUUGUCCACAAGUUACAAACCGCAACAUACAUAUGAUUCUAAUCUAAACAAUAUUGGUUCAAGACAGUAUGAACCAGAACCAUCCCGGCAAGAUGGAGACAUCAAUGCAAUACUUGAGGAAGAAGAGGCUUUAAUUACUGCUCAUCGAAAAGAAAUUGAAGAUACUAUGGAGAUCGUCCGUGAAGAGAUGAAACUAUUGGCAGAAGUGGAUCAACCAGGUAGCCUGAUAGACAAUUAUGUGACCCAGUUGAGCUUUGUGUUGUCACGGAAGGCAGCAGGAUUGGUUAGCCUUCAAGCCCGCCUUGCAAGAUUCCAACAUCGUCUAAAAGAACAGGAAAUACUUAGUAGGAAGAAGGUCCCUCCUCGUUAAGUUGUUUUUCUGUGACCCCUCCACUUUCUCAGCCACUUCAAACUGCCCUUAAUUUCUACCCGUCAUUGGUGUCACCAUUCUGUGCUUUUAACCCCUUAUGUCAUGUAUCUUGUUGCCUUGUAAAAAUAUUUCAUUAAUGUCUUAAUUGGUUCCAUCCCUGUGGAGAUCUCACUGCAACUUGUAACCAAGCAUUUGCAACGGCAAUUUCUGUUCCCUUGACACAGUUUUUCAAGCUAGGAACAAUCUGAAGAAGGAAUUUGGUGACUGGAAAGCCAAUGUGUAGCUUUGGCUUUUAAUGGUGCUAAAUAUGCUCAAUUUGGCUGGAGAAUCAUGGUUGGGUUCAGGGAUAUAUGAUUGUGUAAUCAAAUCUGUAAUUUCAGAAUUCAGAUGAAACUUUGCUAUGUUCGUUUUUUUAUUGAGUUUUAAGGAAUCACAUGACUCGGAGACACUACAGAGGAAAUUUAACUA